Molecule: messenger RNA, 583 nt
Organism: Schistosoma turkestanicum
Lineage: Eukaryota; Metazoa; Platyhelminthes; Trematoda; Strigeidida; Schistosomatidae
Source: the annotation of a GenBank genome assembly
AUUGGAUAUUGGAGGUGAUUAGCAACCUUAUUCAAAGCGCAAUGCUACUUGGUUGUCGCCGAACAUCAGGGUGUCUUAAUUCAAGGCUUGUGUUAUUACUGAUUAUUUUCAAUUAGUCAUCUUCAGAUGGCGAGGCUGGCACCGGGAGUAAAGUAUCUCCAAAGAUGCCUGCCACCGCUUAACUCCAAAACCGGUUGCGUGCAUAUUUUUUUCUUCACUUUGGUGAUAUACACAUGCUACCACCUAUCGCGAAAACCAAUUAGUAUUGUAAAGUCAGUACUACACCACAAUUGUUCCGAAGAGGCUCGCAAGGAGGGAAAAGUCAUAGUUCCUGGCAAUGAAACAUUUUGUGAUUGGGCUCCUUUUGAUGGUCAAAAUUAUGACUCUCUUUUUGGAGCACUUGACCUUAUCUUCCUUUCCUUUUAUGCCGUCAGCAUGUUCUUAAGUGGACAUGUUGCAGAUAAACUUGACCUUCGGAUUUACCUAUGCUUUGGUACUCUUCUUUCUGGUAUUACAACAGUAGCUUUUGGUCUUGGAUACUUUUUAAAUAUUCAUUCGUUUGCUUACUAUGCAGUUGUUCAGG